AUGAUUCGGGCUCGCGAGAACCUUAUCCCAAAAAAACGGCUUCAGCUUAGUUUUCGGAGCUUCAGAUUCAGAUUCAUCCGAGCCAUUGCUUUUCUCCCCGGUGGAAGAUCGCCGGUGGUGGGGCCCAAGAGGGGAAGGCUUCGCCUGAACUGGCGGGUUUGGGGGCGGCGGGCGGCGGACGAUCUUGGGAGGCGGUGGAGGGGCCGCCGGAGCUGGUGGUUUGGGAGGAGGUGGUGUCGGCGGCUCCGGCGGUGCAGCUGGCGGUGGUUUUCUUCCGGGCGGAACGCAUUUACGGUUUUACCCUCUGUUUGGGCUGCUCCAUUGGCUUCGGAAUUAGCUUGUGAAGGGUCGGGAUUAGUGGCUUGUGAUAAACCGGCGGCUGAAGGGUUCUUUGCAAAGUCUUUGCCACUCGGGUUACUCAAUGUGUGGCCUGAAGAACCUGAAGGAAUCGCGAGAGGCUUCUCAUCCCUCUGUCCCUCCUCCUUCGGCUCGACUCGCCUCUUCCUUUUCAGACAGACGAACAACAAUAGAGCCACAAUCGCAAGUCCCACUACCGAAAUCAUGCUUUUCGGCAAAGUUGGAGGUUCAUCAUCCAUGGGGGGAAUUGCGGGCCCUGGAACCGGGCCAGGUGUCAAAGCUACUGUCAGAACUCGAUGGUGCUUUCUGUUCAUGUGCCUUAGAUAUCUUCGUGGGAUUGAUCCCAUUCUUGUUCAGCCUGUC
Molecule: messenger RNA, 720 nt
Organism: Striga asiatica
Lineage: Eukaryota; Viridiplantae; Streptophyta; Magnoliopsida; Lamiales; Orobanchaceae
Source: the annotation of a GenBank genome assembly